UCCAUCUCCCGCUUGGAAAACACCCUCCUUUAUAACAAAAUAACCAAACCCCAACAAUUCAGGCAAUUCGCACAAUUCCUCCACUCAAUACCGGGCGGUUCGGGGGUGUCCCUGCUGCGACCCGCCCUUUUUUUUUUUUUUUUUUUCCCCUAGGGGUUCCCCCCGCCCAAAUUCCCUUUUUCCAAGGUUUCCCCCCCACUUUUCCCAGCGUUUUUCCCCCGCUUUUUUCCCAGCGGCGCAUCCGGCGGGGAAUGGGAUGACGGGACCUUCCUGUUCCCGGCCCCGCGCUCGCCUCACGCCCGGGGGACGCCCCCGCCACGACCCCCCCGCACCCCGGAGCCCGAGGGGACCCCCGGAGCCACCCCCGGAACCCUCCGGAACGCCCCCGGCCCCUCCCGCGCCGCGGAGCCGCCGAGGAGGCCCCAUGGAGCAGGACGAGCCGGACGUGGUGGAGCUGCAGGACUCGGACGAGGGGGACGUGGUCCGGAGGGUCUUCAUUGCCGACGAUGGCAUCGUGAGUGACGGCGAGGCCGAGGUGCUGCCGCACGAGAUCAUCCGCACGGUGAUCCCGCACAGCCCCCUGCGCCCCCCGCCGCCCCGCGGGACCCCCGGCCCGGCCCCGGGGGGCUCCGAGGAGGGCGGGGGGCGGCGGGGUGGGGGCCGCCAGCGCCCCUUCAUCUGCAACGAGUGCGGCAAGAGCUUCAGCCACUGGUCCAAGCUGCUGCGGCACCAGCGCACGCACACGGGCGAGCGGCCCAGCACCUGCGGCGAGUGCGGCAAGAGCUUCUCGCAGAACUCGCACCUGGUGCAGCACCGCCGCACCCACACCGGAGAGAAGCCGUACAGGUGCGGCCACUGCGGCAAGAGCUUCUCCUGGAGCUCCAACCUCAUCCAGCACCAGCGCAUUCACACCGGGGAGCGCCCGUAUGGCUGCGCCGAGUGCGGCAAGAGCUUCACGCAGAGCAAGAACCUCAUCAAGCACCAGCGCACCCACGCCGGGUCCGGGGCAGCGCGGCCGCGGCGCUGCGCCCACCCCGCCGGUGCCCCGAGGGCUCUGAAGGGGCCUCGGCCGGGGGGCGAGGGCGAGGGGCCCGCAGGGGCCGAGGGCGGCUGCGGGCAGGAGCCGCUGAUCUGCGUGGAGUGUGGGGAGAGCUUCGCCCGGAGCGCCGCGCUCAGGAGGCACCGCCGGGGGCACCGCCCGCUCUUCGUGCCCUGAGGGGACAAUGCGGGGACAGCGCCCGCUCUUCGUGCCCUGAGGGAACAUGGGGACACUGCGGAGGGGGCACAGGGACAGUGGGGC
This is a messenger RNA of Melospiza georgiana, 1300 nucleotides long. RefSeq names its product zinc finger protein 787-like. NCBI's taxonomy places the organism in Eukaryota, Metazoa, Chordata, Aves, Passeriformes, Passerellidae. Gene Ontology annotation, cellular component: nucleus. Gene Ontology annotation, molecular function: histone H3K4 methyltransferase activity; recombination hotspot binding; histone H3K36 methyltransferase activity. The record is from RefSeq and is a predicted model, not a curated record. The coding region runs from base 257 to 1216 and encodes 319 amino acids. The transcript is spliced from 3 exons. Gene Ontology annotation, biological process: positive regulation of reciprocal meiotic recombination.